Messenger RNA from Cydia strobilella, 5782 nucleotides. It is a transcript of the gene fliI, whose product is annotated as protein flightless-1. Gene Ontology annotation, biological process: barbed-end actin filament capping; actin filament severing; actin polymerization or depolymerization. Gene Ontology annotation, cellular component: nucleus; cytoplasm; actin cytoskeleton. The transcript has 24 exons. Bases 80 to 3793 code for a protein of 1237 amino acids. The record is from RefSeq and is a predicted model, not a curated record. NCBI's taxonomy places the organism in Eukaryota, Metazoa, Arthropoda, Insecta, Lepidoptera, Tortricidae. Gene Ontology annotation, molecular function: phosphatidylinositol-4,5-bisphosphate binding; actin filament binding.
AAUGUCAGUCAGUCAUUAUUUUUUCGAAUUGGACGAAAGGAGUUCAAUUUGUCUUUUCAUGAUUUAAAUUACAAUAACCAUGGCUAAUACAGGCUUAUUGCCAUUUGUACGUGGAGUAGACUUCACAUGUAAUGAUUUCAGUGAUGAAAAAUUCCCAGAUGCUAUUCGAUAUAUGACAGGGCUUCAGUGGUUGAGGCUAGACAAAACAAAUUUGACUGAAGUGCCAGAGGAAUUAGGAAAACUUAUGAAAUUGGAGAAUCUCUCAUUGAAGAAUAAUAAUCUGGAAAAGUUAUUUGGUGAGCUGACAGAGUUGAAAUGUUUGAGAUCUCUCAAUGUGAGGAGAAACCGAGUGAAAAGUUCGGGAAUUCCCGCGGAACUGUUCCGAUUGGAAGAGUUGACUACACUGGACUUGUCCCACAACAGACUGAAGGCUGUACCUGAAGGCUUGGACAAAGCCAAAUCAUUACUUGUACUGAAUCUCAGCCAUAAUAAGAUUGAAAGCAUACCGCCUACACUUUUCGUCCAACUGACAGACCUAUUAUUUCUGGACCUAUCUGAUAAUUUAUUGGAAACUCUGCCACCUCAGACAAGGAGGCUGGCGAACCUGCAGACUCUGAUACUUAACGACAACCCAUUGGGGCUCUUCCAACUACGGCAACUUCCUUCCCUCCAGAGCCUGGAGACCCUACACAUGCGAAACACGCAGCGCACACUAGCCAAUCUUCCUACCUCACUGGACACACUAUCCAACCUCUCCGAUGUGGAUCUCUCUAAAAACGCCCUUACGAAGGUGCCCGAUGCGCUGUAUUCGCUGCUCGGACUGAAAAGGCUUAAUCUUAGCGACAAUGAAAUCACAGAGGUGUCUCAAGCCAUUGACAACUGGCAGAAGCUAGAAAGUCUGAACCUCUCCCGCAACAAACUGACGAGCCUCCCGCCUACCCUGUGCAAACUGCUUAACCUGAAGCGACUACAUGUCGAUGACAACCAGUUGGACUUCGAGGGCAUACCGUCGGGGAUAGGGAAACUGUGUAGUAUGGAGGUGUUCUCCGCCGCUAAUAACUUGUUGGAGAUGAUUCCUGAAGGAUUAUGCAGAUGCGGCUCCCUCAAGAAACUAAACCUCAGCUGCAACAAGCUCAUCACGCUCCCCGACGCCAUCCACCUCCUCAGCGACCUCGAAAGCCUCCAGCUCCACGGGAACCCAGACCUGGUCAUGCCGCCCAAGCCUGUCGAGCGAGUCCGCGGCUCUGGCUUAGCUUAUUACAACAUCGACUUUUCACUGCAAGCGCAGUUGCAGUUGGCCGGGGCCGCUACGUCAGAGCCUGUCACACCUAGCAGUGUAAAAUCCGACCCGAUCGCGCGCAAGCUCCGUUUGCGUCGCGGUCGCACCGAGGCCACGGGGGGUGAGCGCGAAUCCGCUAUGAUACUCCGUGGCAUGCAGGAGCAGGCCAACACGCAAGCCAAUGUCGAGUUACCUCCCAACAGCGAGCUCAAGCCUAAACGUUGGGACGAGAGCUUAGAAAAGCCGCCGCUGGACUACUCGGAGUUCUUCGACGAAGAUACGGGACAGACACCCGGCCUGCAGGUCUGGGAGAUCGAGAACUUCAUACCCGCGCCUGUAGAAGAGGUGGCGCAAGGCAAGUUCUUCGAAGGCGAGUGUUAUAUCAUUCUGAAGACGGCGCUGGAGGAGCAAGGGCAGCUUACGUGGGAUAUACAUUUUUGGAUCGGAUCUAAGGCCACGCUGGACAAAGGCGCAUGCGCCGCAAUGCACGCCGUGAACCUGCGCAAUCUGCUCGGCGCCAAACGUACCCAGCGCCACGAGCAGGGCGACGAGUCCGAGGAGUUCCUCGCUCUGUUCCCCACACCGCCCGUCUACAUCCAGGGCGCGCACACCGCUUCCGGCUUCUUCACCGUGGACGAGCCGCGUUACGUGACCCGUCUGUACCGAGUGCACGCGCACGGCAGCGGCGUCCACUUGGUCCCCGUGGAAGUGUCGGCCGCCUCGCUCGACACGCGCCACGUGUUCAUACUGGACACCGGCCUCAUUAUAUACCUGUGGUACGGUAAAAAAGCGAAGAACACGCUCAAGUCGAAGGCUCGCCUGUUCGCAGAGAAAAUAAAUAAAGAAGAGAGGAAGAACAAAGCUGAGCUGAUAGCGGAACCGCCGGGCAAGGAACCGAAAUCAUUCUGGCAGACUUUAGGAUAUGAGGGCGACGCGUUUGUACCAGAGGAGCACGUGCCAGUAGACUUUAGCUGGCUUCCCCCUCGCCUAUACCGUGUUGAGCUCGGUAUGGGCUACUUGGAGUUACCCCAACCCGAGGCAGCUCCGCUAGCACGAGGCGUUCUAGCUACGCGCAAUGUGUACAUACUGGACGCGCAUCGCGACGUGUUCGUGUGGUUCGGCAAGAAGUCUUCCCGGUUAGUGCGCGCAGCGGCCGUGAAGCUAGCGCAGGAACUAUUCAACAUGGUGGAGCGCGUGGAGUACGCUCUCGUUACGCGUCUACAAGAAGGCACCGAGACUCAGAUAUUCAAGACGUACUUCUUGGGCUGGGAGGAGGUGAUCGCCGUGGACUUCACGCGCACGGCCGAGUCGGUGGCGCGCACCGGCGCCGACCUGGCCAGCUGGGCCAAGCGACAAGAAACCAAAGCGGACCUAUCGGCGCUGUUCACACCGCGUCAACCAUCGAUGCCGGCGACCGAGGCCAAGACGCUCGCCGACGAAUGGAACGAGGACUUGGAGGCCAUGGAGGCGUUCGUACUGGAGGGACGCCACUUCGUGCGCCUGCCCGACACUGAGCUAGGCGUCUUCUACUCGCAGGACUGCUACGUGUUCCUGUGCCGGUACAUCCUGCCCGCGCCGGAAGACGAAAGCGAGAGCUCCAACGGUGACGAAGAAGGAGACGCGGACGCGGUCACGUGGGUGGUGUACUUCUGGCAGGGUCGGCGAGCGCCCAACAUGGGCUGGCUGACGUUCACGUUCGGGCUGGAGCGCAAGUUCAAGCAGCUCUGCAAGCGGCUGGAGGUGGUGCGGACGCACCAGCAGCAGGAGAGCCUCAAGUUCAUGUCGCACUUCCACCGCCGGUUCAUCAUACGGGACGGCAAGAGGAAUCAGCCGCCGUCGGGCGGCAAGCAGCCCGUGGAGCUGUUCGAGCUGCGCAGCAACGGCUCCGCGCUGUGCACGCGCCUGCUGCAGGUCAAGGCUGAUGCGGCGCAGCUCAACAGCGCCUUCUGUUACAUCUUAAACGUGCCGCUAGAGGGCGCCAACGACACCUCAUCAGCAAUCGUAUACGCGUGGAUCGGCAGCAAAGCUGACGCGGACUCCGCCCGUCUCAUCGAGCACAUCGCCGAACACAAGUUCAACAGUCCCUGGGUCAGCCUGCAGGUGUUGACCGAGGGCAGCGAGCCGGAUAACUUCUUCUGGGUGGCGCUGGGCGGCCGUAAAGAAUACGAUACCGACGCGGGCUUCCUCAACUACACGAGGCUGUUCCGCUGCUCCAACGAGAAGGGAUACUUCACCGUGUCUGAGAAGUGCACCGAUUUCUGCCAGGACGACCUGGCGGACGACGACAUCAUGAUCCUGGACAACGGCGACCAGGUGUUCCUGUGGCUCGGCGCCAAGUGCUCCGAGGUGGAGAUCAAGCUGGCCUACAAGUCCGCUCAGGUAUACAUCCAACACAUGAAGACCCUGCAGCCCGACCACCCGCGCAAGCUGUUCCUGACGCUCAAAAACAAAGAGUCUCGCCGGUUCACCAAGUGCUUCCAUGGCUGGGGCGAGCACAAGAGGCCUCCCGAGUAAAUUGUACGAAACAAUAGAAAAUAGGUCUUCAACAGUGGUUCUUAACCUUCCCGUGAUAAGAGAACACUCGAUAAAAUUACUUUUAAAAUACCUAUGACGAAUAAAUGUUUUUUUUUUAUAAAUUCGCAGAUCACUAAGUACCUAAUGUAUGACCAAUGGUCCGCGAACCAUGGGUAAAGAAUCACUGGCCUCAAACAAAUGUUGGCAAGAUUGGAAACAGCCAUUCUCCUGUCUUUAAGCCGAAAACAGGGCACCUAUAAAAGAUUACUUAUUAGAAUAACUGAUUCGAGUCUCUUUUGCCAGGCGUCACUUUAUUCAUCCUUUUCACUUUUAGCCCAGUGUUCAAAAUGGUUCCAUUAAAUUAGAAAAUAAAAAUCUUUCUGAAUAAUUACACUACAUUCACAUUUUAAAAAUGUAAGAGGUGUGAAAGAGGACAUUUUGAGAAUGAAGUAUUUUAUGCCACGUUUUGCGAAAGGUAGAAAGGGACAUUGAAUGAAUACCGAAUGGGUCUAUGCACCCUAUCCCUGAAGUCCUACCUUCAGUAUAUAAUCGAUUUCGGGUUUUUUACCCUGUUUUCACAUAAUUUCUUCACACUGUUUCUUUUAUAGACUCCUAAAUGUAUAUUAUUUUAAGUUUUGCUUUUAUUACUACAGAAGUUUCUUUUUAUCAAAGAUUCAAAAGACAAACAAUUUGUUCAACAUAGGUCCUGUAUUGACAUUACAUUAUUCCUCAUGAUCAACAUUGUAUAGUAGUCAAAUAGUGUUAUUGAGUAAUUUAAAAAUGCCCCUAAAUGGCCUAAAUAUAAAGUGGCACCAGCAACUAAGAUCUGAAGCACCAGCAACCAAAGUUCCUUUUUCCUCAACUGCAAAAUAUUUUACAAUCAGCAGAAAAAGUGACUGAGCAGACAAGGUGUUCAAAAUGGCCUGAAUAUCUCCUCUUCUCUGGUUAAAAUUUGAACAUGUGCUUAGCCAUUUCUGCUGAAGUAAGGUAUGACUUAAACUGCGUGUUUACAAAACUGAGUGUAGUUUAAAAUGUAAUGUUUUGAUAGUAGUAAGUAUACAAAUGUAAAAGGGCCACACAACCGUAAACUUUUUUAUACUAUGAAACUUUGUAAUCUAGAAUUUUAAGCCCCAACUAUUGAUUUGAUGUCAAAACAUUUGCUUGUAGUAUGUUGGAAGAGCUGAAUCUGUUUUGUGAGCCAUAGUUUGCUGACCCCUGUUUUAGGUAAUUAUAAAAACAAUUUGCAGUUGUAAAUUAAGUACUUGUUCAAAAUAUGUCAAGGAAAUAAGAUCAAUCAGAUCACUUUUAUUUUAUAAUGGUUAUCAAGGACAGGCUAGAAAUGCAAAGCCUGAAUUUGUUACUGUCCAAAUGUUUUUGAUCUUUAUUGGGAAUCAGUAUUAGAUUUAAUUUUAUGUAACAAUCGCCUUGAUGAUAUGCAAGCAUUUUUAAAGUUUUAGUAGUAAUUUGCACAAUUUUUAAUUAUGAUAUCCAACUGAGCUUCCAUGAAAAACAUUAGCAAGGAAUCAGAUAUUUGAUAGCAAUAAAAGACUGAAUCAUGCCAUUUUAUAAAGUCAUCUUCACUUAAAAUAUUAAGCACAAGUAUGAGAUUGAGAUUAUAUUACCCUAAUGCUACUGGGUGUAACAGUGACUAGCAUAGCAGAGAUUUCUUUUUGUGUACUCUGUGACAAGUUAUGCAUUUGUUAUAUAUGUUAUAAUACUUAUAAUGCAUUUACAUAUGUAUCAAAUUCUAACAAUUAAUUUAGAUGUACAUAGGCAUAUUUUUGAAUUUAAUAUAAAUUGAUUUUCAUCCUGUAAUCAUGUAAAUAAGAUUUAAUUUAUUAAAGAGUAAAUUUUCAAAUGUCAUGAUUGAUGUGCAAUAACAGUUUUAAAUAAAGCAGUUAGCACACAAUAUAUCACCCAAUUAAUGUAGCUUUUGUAACAAUUGUAUGAUAAAAUAUAUUAAUAAAGUAAAUAAACUGUUAAAAGGCA